Molecule: messenger RNA, 2040 nt
Organism: Venustampulla echinocandica
Lineage: Eukaryota; Fungi; Ascomycota; Leotiomycetes; Helotiales; Pleuroascaceae
Exons: 4
Coding region: 1-2040 (679 amino acids)
Molecular function (GO): oxidoreductase activity; copper ion binding
Source: RefSeq, a predicted model, not a curated record
AUGAGAGCUACAGAAAGCCCCCGAAGAAAAAGCUGUGUAAUGCUCACAUCGUUACCCACAGAUGUAAAUGAAUCUAGAGCUUCAGCGGGGCUUUUGGCGGAUGAUGAAAGGGAUGCCGGUGGCUGCGGGAGUCCGCCCGAAGGAGAGAAACGUGAUGAAGGCAGCUGCGGUGAUGAUGAGGUUAGCAGGAGGUACGGAAACAGGAGCAAAUAUCUUCGGCUCGUGGGGCUCAUCUUUGCCGUCAUUCUACUCACUCUCAUCAGCAUUUCUUCGUAUAUGAAGUUGCUCCUUUCCACAUCCAACAUUUCUCCCCUCGAUAUCCCUGCAGAGCUCGAGGAUGGAGAUGGAGAUAGGGCCAAGAACAGCGUGUUUGGAAUUCAGCUCCACCCGGAAUAUCAUGCGGAACGUGUUGCAAAAACCAUCACACAUCACUGGAGUAUCACAUCGGAUUACCGCUUUCCAGAUGGUGUUAAGAAAUCGGUUUACCUUGUCAAUGGACAAUUCCCUGGUCCGACCAUCGAGUGUCGCUCAGGUGACCGAUUGGUCAUCCAUAUCACCAACGAGCUGUCUACGGAUGAAGGGGUCUCAAUACAUUGGCAUGGUCUGCAUAUGCGGAAUUCCAAUGCUAUGGAUGGAGCUGUUGGCUUCACCCAGUGCCCAGUUCCCAAAAGUAGGACUUUUUCUUAUGAGUUUGAUAUUGAUCAAGACCAGCACGGGACCUUCUGGUGGCAUGCCCAUUCUGAAGUUCAAAGGGGUGAUGGAAUGUACGGAGGGCUCGUGGUCCAUAGGCCGUCGGCGGGGAAAACCGAAAUGGAGGAAUAUGGAUAUGAGCGAGAUGUCCUACUUCUUAUUGGAGAUUGGUAUCAUCGAACGGCUGGAGAGGUUCUCGAUUGGUAUACUAGUGUCCGCGGAUUUGGCAAUGAACCCGUCCCAGACUCAUUACUCGUAAACGGUGUGGGAAGAUUCAUAUGUUCGAUGGCAGUACCUGCAAGGCCAGUCGAAUGUUCCGAUAUAACAAUAGAUGGGAUUUCUGCACUGCUUGGGUCAAAUAAAGACCUCGCGCUAACAAGACUAAGGGUAGUUAAUGUCGGGUCACUUGCGGGCUUUACCCUCGGAAUCUCAUCAGGAACGUUUACCCCUCUGAAAUUGGACGGAGGUAGGCCCAUCUCAGGGUCGCCUUCAAAUUCUGUUGGAGUACUAUAUCCUGGAGAACGGGUAGAUCUCCUUCUAAAAGUACCCAACCAAGAUGCUGUUUCUUCAUCGUUACAUAUUAACUUAGAUCCAGAAAAUUUCAAGUUCCCAAACCCUGCUCUGCGGCCCAAUCAAACAUUUUCGCUUAUAUCUUCCGUCCAAGAUAUUCCCAUCAGCGAUAGAAAACGGCAUGCUCUAGAUAAUUCGUCAAAUUUUGACCUUGGCUCCGCUAUUUCCGCUGAGCCCAAUGACUCCAAUUCCUCAUUUCCAGAGCAUCCGCACCAAAUCAUACUGUUAUACAUUAGGACCGAGAAACUGGCGAAAUUCGCCAAUCACCCCAUGGGCUUCAUCAAUCGGACAUCAUGGUUACUGCAGAACAACCCAGCUCUCCCCCUCAUUUCUCUUACAAGGAGCCAGUGGGACUCGAACCAAUUCGUUCCAUGGGUUCCUACUUCACAAACAACCGAAACUUGGGUUGAUAUCAUCCUCAACAAUCUUGACGACGGCGCUCAUCCGUUCCAUCUCCAUGGCCACGAUUUCUACGUUCUGGCAUCAUAUCGCUCCGAGCAUGGCUGGGGGAGUUAUUCCCCUUAUGCAUCAUCGGGGUCAUCUGCUUUAAAGCCAAAGCUAAAUUUGAAAAAUCCACUGCGGAAGGAUACGGUUGCCGUUCCCAGAAGGGGUUAUGUGGUGCUGAGAUUUCGUGCAGAUAACCCCGGUAUCUGGAUGCUCCAUUGCCAUGUUUUAUUUCAUCAAGCAAGUGGAAUGGCGAUGGGGAUUUUAGUAGGUGGGAAUGAUGCCCAUGACAAUUUGGAUUUAGUUCCAAAGGAGUCUUGCCAAAACGUUGAUUGA